AUGAACGUGCCGUCGACUUCGCGCCGUAUGCUCAGCUGCCAGCCUGCUCGUCGGGGCUUGGCCACGCUGAGCAGCUCCAACAGCGUGCGUCCCUUGAUCGCAUCGCUGCCACCACGCUCCAAGUACCCGCUUAAGCAGCCCGAACUCGCCGUCGACCAUCUCGUCGUAGGUGGCGGUGUGGUGGGACUCUCAAUCGCCGCCGCGCUCGCCAAACGAUGGCCCGAAAAGACCACCUACCUCGUCGAGCGCAACAAGUCCUUUGGCGAAGAGACCAGCUCGCGCAACAGCGAGGUCAUCCAUGCCGGCCUCUACUAUCCCGCCGACUCGCUCAAGACGCGCCUCUGUCUGCGCGGGCGCGAGCUCAUGUACGAGCGCUGCACCCAGCACGGCAUCCCGCACAAGCAGACGCAGAAGCUCGUCGUCGGCGGUGACCAUGCCAAGUCGUACCUCGAAAAGCUGCAGCAGCACUGCGCCUCUCUGGGCCCGUUGGCGCCGCCCACACGGCUCAUCUCCGGCAGCGAAGCGCGCGAACUCGAGCCGCACCUUUCGGACAACAUCGGCUGGGCGCUGCUGUCCGAGCGAACGGGCAUCGUGAGCAGCCACGAGCUCAUGGCCAGCCUCGAACGCGAGCUGCUCGACGCCGAAAAUGCCGAGGUGGUGUACGAUACAAAGGUUGUGCGCGUCGACCCGAGCGAGGUGCGCGCCGCGAGCACCAGCAGCAAGCGCGGCGACCACGGCUCCAACGACGGCUGGAUCGUGCAGACCGUCACGUCCGAGACGAGCGGCACCUCCAGCGAGGCGGAUGCGCUUCUGGCCAAGGUGGUGAUCAAUACGUCGGGACUCAAUGCGCCCAUGGUGCUCAACUCACUGCUCGCCGAGCUUGGGUCGGACGAAGCGCCCAUCCCCAUGUGGCACUCCAAAGGUAACUAUGCAUCCUACAAGGGUCGUGGCGCCGACGGCAUCCGCCACCUCAUCUACCCCGUGCCAGAUACGCGCAACAAGGGGACGCACGCCCACACGUCGCUCGGCACGCACCUCACGCUCGACCUCGACGGCAACGUGCGCUUUGGGCCGGACACCGAGUGGAUCUCCCCACCCGAGACCACGGCCGACACGCAGCAGGCGGUCGACUUUUGGAAGCACGCGCUGACCGUCGACGAGGCGCGCAUCGAGUCGAUGUACGCCUCCAUCACCGAGUACCUGCCCAACAUUGACAAGGCGGGGCUUGCGCCCGACUAUGCCGGCAUCCGACCCAAGCUGAUCGGGCCGGAGCACAAGGCGUUUAUGGACUUUCAGCUGCUCUGGCACAACUCGAGCGACUUGCGUGCGCAGCGGCUGUGGCAGCGCGCGCCCGGUCUGCCCAGUCCGAGCGCGAGCUGCGUCUCACCCGCAAGGCAGAGCGUCGACCAAAUCCACGGUGGCGCGAUGCUCAGCCUGCUCGGCAUCGAGAGUCCCGGUCUCACAUCGUCGCUCGCCAUCGGCGAGAUGGUGCGCGACAUUGUCGCCCAGAGCUUCUACAACGAGAACGCCACGCGCCAGCCCAGCCCAAACAAGGGCGCGCGCAACGAAGAACACGCGCAUCGCCUCGAUGCGUGGGCCUAG
Messenger RNA from Moesziomyces antarcticus, 1602 nucleotides. RefSeq names its product NADsdehydrogenase. Lineage: Eukaryota; Fungi; Basidiomycota; Ustilaginomycetes; Ustilaginales; Ustilaginaceae. The transcript has a single exon. Bases 1 to 1602 code for a protein of 533 amino acids. Gene Ontology annotation, molecular function: (S)-2-hydroxyglutarate dehydrogenase activity; (S)-2-hydroxy-acid oxidase activity. The record is from RefSeq and is a predicted model, not a curated record. Gene Ontology annotation, cellular component: mitochondrion.